AAUUUAAAGAUGACCAUGGCUACAGCUGCUCAACCUGCUUCUGCCGAGAACAGAACGCUCAUCGUCGGAGCAACUGGUUUCAUCGGCCGAUUCGUCACCGAAGCUUGUUUGGAGACUGGCCGAACUACCUAUGUGCUGGUCCGGUCGGCUAAGACCAUUUCUUCUAAGGCCCAAACCAUUAAAACCCUUCACGACAAAGGAGCUAUCAUCGUUCAUGGGUCGAUCAAUGACAGAGAAUUCAUGGAGAAGCUACUGAGGGAAAAUAAGAUCGAAGUGGUGAUAUCAGCCGUAGGUGGGGAUAGCAUCCUAGACCAGCUCAACCUUAUCAACGCCAUCAAAGCCGUCGGCACUAUUAAGAGAUUUCUGCCGUCGGAGUUCGGGCACGACAUUGAUAGGGCGGAUCCAGUGGAGCCAGGACUGACUAUGUACCUAGAGAAGCGUAGGGUUAGAAGGGCUAUAGAGGAGACUCGUAUACCUUUCACCUACAUCUGCUGCAACUCCAUCGCUGCUUGGCCCUACCACGACAAUACUCAUCCCGCAGAGGUUCUUCCGCCGUUGGAUCGUUUCCAAAUCUACGGUGAUGGCACCGUCAAAGCUUACUUCGUGGCUGGAACGGACAUAGGAAAGUUCACGAUGAAAGCGGUGGACGACGAGAGAACAGUAAACAAAUCGGUGCAUUUCCGACCGGCCAUGAACUUCCUGAACAUAAACGAGCUUGCUUCCUUGUGGGAAAAGAAGCUUGGGCGCACACUCCCUCGUGAAACCGUUACAGAGGAAGAUCUUCUCGUUGCUGCCGCAGAGAAUGAAAUCCCGCGCAGCAUAGUGGCCUCCUUCACUCACGACAUAUUCAUAAAGGGAUGCCAGAUCAAUUUCCCCAUUGAUGGAAACAAAGACCUAGAAGCCAGUUCUCUCUAUCCCGACAUCCCUUUCCGCUCCAUGGCCGACUGCUUCGUCGACUUUGCUCCCAUUUCCAGCGCCAGAGUGGAAGAAUCCGCCGCCAAAGAGGACCAGCUGUCAGUUGCCGUUGAAGCUGCCGCAAGCGAAUUUGUGAUGAGGAUCGAUCAACCACAACAGCCGCAGGUAGUGGGCGACGCGCCCAAUCCCAUGGUAGAAGUUUUUGCCAUCACUGCCUCAUGCGCUUAAUCCCAUGAUUUUCAUCAGCCAUUUGAUUGCUGGUUUCCUCAUCCAUGGUUGAUGAUAAUCCAAGGAGGAUGAUGACAGGAUUCGUGAUUUUCUUGAAAUAAAAAAUAAUUCUCGGUAGUUGGUUCGGUGAAAAACAGUCAAAUUAUUGGACAGUUAAUUAAGAUUUGUUGGUAAAUUUGUACGUCCGUAGCUCCGUCCGUUGACGUAUCCGUUUGAAAUUUGAGACGGGAACGUCGUCUAUGUUUAGGUGUAAUUAAUAUGCUCAUUGGAAUAUCUUAUUGUUAGUAUUUAAGGAACUAUUUUUAGUU
Messenger RNA from Telopea speciosissima, 1451 nucleotides. Its product is annotated as leucoanthocyanidin reductase-like. Bases 10 to 1143 code for a protein of 377 amino acids. Gene Ontology annotation, molecular function: oxidoreductase activity. The record is from RefSeq and is a predicted model, not a curated record. The transcript is spliced from 6 exons. Lineage: Eukaryota; Viridiplantae; Streptophyta; Magnoliopsida; Proteales; Proteaceae.